AUGUUUGCCCAAUCGAAACAGGGAGCUCAAUAUGAAGAAUCGAAACAGGGAGCUCAAUAUAAAGAAUCGAAACAGGGAGCUCAAUAUGAAGAAUCGAAACAGGGAGUUCAAUAUGAAGUGUACGAAAUGACUCAACAACGGGACUACUCCCAAACAACAACGUCAAUUGACGAGCAAACUAAUCCUUACGAGCUGGGUGAGAAUGAGGAAGAGGAAGAGGAUAAUAUUGGAAACCGUGAAUCUUUAGAUUCUCAUUCAUCACAAGUUUUCCAAGAUUUAGAGAGCUACGUCAAUAAAAUAGAAAGAGGAGCGGUUAAUGAUUUUCAUAAUGACCCUGUUUUCCAUUCAAUACUACGAAAGUAUAGAAAAGAAGGGGUUAACACUAAAAUAUGUGGUGUUUUCUCGUUAGCUUGUCUAGCCAUUUGGAUCAGUGGUGUUAUUCUAUAUUCACAGCUAAGUCCCUCGCUGAUAUUAUCCAAAGUUACUUGGCAAACUACAGUUCAAAUAAGUGAUGGUAUCAAUAUCACUUUGAGCGAAUAUAAUCCCCAGUUUCGAAACUUGACUUUUGAUCGUUGGAGGAGUGGCACCUAUCAAACACGCAACGAAGAAAUUAUUUGGUUAACGGAACAGCAGUUUCCCAAGAGUCCAGGCGGUGCGUUUUACCUCAACCCUAAACCCGACCUGAUUGUUGUUAAACAAAUCAACUCCAAUUACGAAAAGAGCUUUCUCGAGUCACGGAAAUUUGCUUACAAAAACAAUUUCUUUUAUAUCGAGGAAGUGGUGUUGAAUCCCAGUGCCAGUAUAUCAGAUUCAAAUACCCUCCAUUUAAUUAAAACUGAUACAUCAGAACAGUGGAGACAUCUGACGUUUGCUCUUUAUUGGUUAUAUAGCCCAGCACUAUCAACAUAUCUGCCGAUCCAACCAACUCAAGAGGAUCCUCGCUUGAGAAAUAGGUUUUUGGACCUGGAUAAGAAAGAAGCUUUGGAGAAGCUAAACUAUGUCCAGUUUUCGCCAGAUGGCCAUUAUAUCCUUUUUGCAUUUGAAAAUGAUCUCUUUGUCCAGGAUUUGUUUAAUAAUGAUAUUCAACAAAUAACUCAGGAUGGAUCAUCAAACAUUUUCAACGGUAAACCAGAUUGGGUCUAUGAGGAAGAGGUGGUUGCCACUGAUAGGAUGGCAUGGUGGUCCCCUGAUUCCAAACGGAUUCUAUUCUCCAAAAUAAAUGAUACGCAAGUGCAAGAUGUAAGUAUUGAUUAUUUCGUCAAGUCUGCUCCAGAAAUUGGAAUACAAUACGAACAAGAGUCGUUGGAAGAAAAAUCUGCUAAAGGUCUCAACCAAUAUCCAAUAAGAACUAUUUUAAAGUAUCCCAAACCGGGAUCACAAAAUCCAAUCAUCACGCUUCACGUUUAUGACGUUGAACUGCAGAAGGUUGAUCUAUUACAAGACAAGGAUGAGACAUUAGGCAAGGACUUUAUUUUAUAUCAAGCAACUUGGGUGGACAAAGACAACUUCUUGAUGAAGCAAACAGAUCGUACUAGUACCAUUCUUGCAAAGAAAAUAUACCGUCCAAACGAAUCAAAGGAUAUUAAAACCGUGCACUCGGCAAAUGUCACUGCUGUUUAUGGUGGUUGGGUGGAAAAAAUGAAACCAAUGACAGUGAUUGAUGGCGAAUUGGGGAACAAAUAUAUUGACAAUUAUGUCCAGAAUGGUAUGAAUUACUUGGCUGUUUUUGAUAAUGCUACUUCUGUCUUUCCACUGCGAGUUUUUGGCAAGUUCCAAGCAAUCAGUGAGGCCGUUUAUGAUAAGCGGGAGAAUUACAUUUAUUUUUUAAGCAAUAUCAAAAGUUCAAUGGACUCGCAUCUCAUUGGAAUAAAUCUCAACCUGGGGAAAUACAUGGACUUGACAGAUAUCACAAAAGAAGGUCAUUAUUCAGUGCAAUUUUCCCCAAACGGUAGACUUUUGAAUUUGAAGUAUAAUGGCCCUGACCAGCCUUGGCAACGACUAAUAAGUAUGGCUGAAGUACACGAUCAAUUUGUCGAUAAUGAUGAUGAUGAUAAUGAUGAUGAUGAUGAUGGUCACGAUAAUGAUGCUCUCUUUACUGUGCAAGAAGUUAUUCAAAAGCAGCCGAUAAUCAAUCAAGUGGAUGCAUUUACCAAAGAGUUAAAAACCACAAAUCUACCCACUGUCAAUUUUCGAAAAAUCAAAAUCAAAAAGGAUGAUGUUUCAUUAAGUGUGAGAGAAAUCUUGCCCCCAAACUUUGAUCCCGAGAAUAAGAAGAAGAAGAAGAAGUAUCCAAUUGUGGUCCACACUUAUGGAGGACCUGGUUCUCAAAUUGUUUUUAAAAAGUUCAAUAUCGAUUUUCUUCAAAUUUUAAGUUCAGCCUUGGAUGCAAUAGUACUAGAAAUCGAGCCUCGUGGUACUGGUGGCAACGAUUGGAAAUAUAAAAGCUAUGCAAAGAAUAAAAUUGGGUACUGGGAAGCGCGUGAUAUCAAGUUGGUUACUUCUGAGUACAUUAAAGCAAACCAAGAAUUUGUAAACACGCAACGAGUAUCUAUCUGGGGCUGGUCAUAUGGCGGGUUUACAACGUUAAAGACAUUAGAGCACGACAAGGGGGAAAUUUUCAAGUAUGGUAUUGCUAUUGCACCAGUAACCAAUUGGAUGUUUUAUGACUCAAUCUACACAGAGAGAAUAAUGAACCGACCUCUGGAGAACCCUAAUUAUGGCGAAUAUGCGAGAAUUAACGAUGUUGCAAGCGUUAGCAGUGCCAAGAGGUUUCUCUUAAUGCACGGAUCAAGUGACGAUAAUGUCCAUUUACAGAAUACUAUGUGGCUCAUAGACAAGCUCAAUAUGCAAAGUAUUAGCAAUUAUGAUUUACAGAUAUUUACCGAUAGUGAUCACGAUAUAUACUACCACAAUGCCGGAGAAAUGGUCUAUGGAAAGAUUCUACAUUGGCUACAAAACGCCUUUAAUGGUAAAUUUGACAAUCAAUCAGCUAUUCGGAAUAGCAGGUUGCAAAAAGAUACCUUGGAAAAGGCAAAGAGAUACCUCCAAGAUCAAGAUAGAAUCGAGAAAUUGAUUAACCACUGGCGAACAGUAGCACAAAUGGCUUCGAAUUACUUGUAUAACGAGCAAUCGAUAAAAUUUGCGCGAAUGGGGGGGUUUAAACAAUGGCAAAUACAAGAGUGGCUGCGAGAAAAGGAAUUGGCUGCAAGUAGAUUAGAAGAUGCGAGAUUAAUGCUUUACCAAAAGUUGGAGUUGGAGUUGGAGUUGGGAAAGGUUGACGAAGAAGAAAAAGAGUGUAUUAUGCAAGAAUUUAAUGGUUCAUAUGGGUUAGAUGAAGAAGGCACUCCUAUUGAAGAAGAAGAAGAAAUGCCUGAUUUUAGUGAUGAUUUUACAAUGAAAAAUUUAUAUAAGAUCUUGGGUCUAGAUUAUGAGCUAGUGUUUGAGUAA
This is a messenger RNA of Lodderomyces oxycetoniae, 3447 nucleotides long. RefSeq names its product S9 family peptidase. The record is from RefSeq and is a predicted model, not a curated record. NCBI's taxonomy places the organism in Eukaryota, Fungi, Ascomycota, Pichiomycetes, Serinales, Debaryomycetaceae. Gene Ontology annotation, biological process: proteolysis. Gene Ontology annotation, molecular function: dipeptidyl-peptidase activity; serine-type peptidase activity. The coding region runs from base 1 to 3447 and encodes 1148 amino acids. The transcript is spliced from 2 exons. Gene Ontology annotation, cellular component: plasma membrane.